AUGAUUCUGGAGGAUUCUAUAACAAGCUCGUCAUCGCAUCAUCACCCAUUACCUACAACAGAAUUCACGACAGCGAUUAUUGGUUCAUUAACGGUCUCAUUGUCAAAGCAAGAAAUGCCAUCUUUAGUGUCUCCACAAGCUAAAUCGUUACCGAAAGUAGAAAUCACGACAAGUCUCAUGGAAUCAUUUAGAACUUCCUUGUCAAAAUCAUCGCCCUCUCUACUGCCAAGUUCAACACCAAAAGUGGAAAUAAAGACGAGUGUUUUGGAUCUAUUUCCAACUUCCUCGUUAAAACAUGAAACUCCAUCAUCAUCAACUUUACAGUUAAACUCAGAAGUCACGACCAGGAUUCAGGAGGAUCCUUUAACAAGCGCAUCAUUACAUCAUCACCAAAUGUUCGAAGUGGCAUCCACGAAAAGUUUAAAGGUUAUCUCAACAAGUUCGUCGUCAAGGCAACACGUGAUAUCUUCAUUUUCUCCACAUUUAAGCUCUUUAGUGAAAGUAGAAGCCCCAAAUCGUCUUUUGAAUUCUUCAAGAGCUCUGUCUUCGAGGCAACGCUCGUUAUCAUCAACGUUUGGACUGAAAGUAGAAUCUUCAAUAAACGUUUUGGAUUCUUUAAUAAGUUCGUCACCGAGGCAAAUAUCUCCACAGCCAAGUUCGGCAGUUAAAGAAGAAGCCUCGACAACCCUUAUGCAUUCCGUUACAAGUUCACCGUCAGGGCAUUACAUCGUACUCUCAAUGUCACCAAGGUUAAGCUCAACGCUGAAAGUUGAAGCCAUGACAACCUCAGUUGAAUCACUAACAAGUUCCUUGUCGAGGCAACAUAUACUUGCGUCGUCUCCGCAGCUAAGUCCACCACUGAUAACAGACGCCGCCACAGCAAACAUGGAUUCUUCGAGGAAGAAAAUACUAUCAUCGCGUUCUUCGCAGUUGAACCCCUCAAUAGAGGCAGAAUACACCUCAGGGCUUAAAGACUCACUGAGACGUUUAUCGUCAAGGCAACCCAUACUAUCAUCCACAGCUCCACAAUUUAGUUCAGUAUUGAAAGUUGACGCCACGACAAGUCACAUGGAAUCUUUGUCAACAGGUUUGUUGUCAAGGUCAGAUAAGAAAGACAAGCUCUCCCCAAGCCUUGUGGGUUCUUUCACGAGUUCGUUGACAGAACAAUACAUUGUAUUGUCAGUAUCAACAGUGCAGACCUCAAAACUGCCAACGAAACCCUCGGCUAGCAAAGUCAACUCAUUGCCUAUUCCAAGUAUCUUCACGUCGUCAAUCUUUAAUAAAGAGGAUUAUACGUUUUUCACUACUCCAACAUCUUCCCUGUUAAGUUCUACACCGACAAUGGAAUCGUCACAAAGAUUUUUAAUCUCAUCUAGUUCUUUAUAUGCUAGCGUGUUGCAAGAAAGAUCAACAGCCGAUCAAUCGAGCCUUCGGGAUUUUAUCCGUUGCCUCAUUUAUAAAUGCCUACUCGCGCUAGUUGGUAGUGCGCUGCUUCUUGUUGAUUCUGUGCUCUAA
Messenger RNA from Orbicella faveolata, 1515 nucleotides. RefSeq lists its product as uncharacterized. Lineage: Eukaryota; Metazoa; Cnidaria; Anthozoa; Scleractinia; Merulinidae. The record is from RefSeq and is a predicted model, not a curated record.